AUUUUUAAAAAUUUCCUAAGCAAUCAUUGUUGAAUAUUUUUGUUUAAAAAAAAAAAAAUCUAAAUUGCUGUUUUUUAUAUCUUAAAUAAGGUGUAACAAUUAAGGUAACAAAGUGGAGUAAUCGAUUGGAGUAAUUUUGAAGGUUAAUUAUUAUGGCUCAAGGCCAAAUUAGCUCAGGGGUCAUUUAAUUAAAUUAAUCAUUGUCUCCCUCGUAUUAUAGUUUAUAAAUAAUAUUUAUAGAAACAUCUCGAUUUUGUUUUUUGACACAGUGAUUAGAUCUAUAGACACUUAUUGUUAAAAAAAAAAAAAAAAAUUGCGCAAGCGCUUCACAUUGACAUUUCAAAGGUUAGAUAAUAAAAGUGCAAACUUCAAAAACACACACAUAUUUUGCAAUGCCAGACAAUCGAGUUUAACCAAAUAAUCAUUGACAAUGGGUGUACCAGCUGGAGAUGUUGAAAAAGGAAAGAAGAUUUUCGUACAAAGAUGCGCACAAUGCCAUACAAUUGAAGCUGGUGGUAAACACAAGGUUGGUCCAAAUCUUAGUGGUUUGAUUGGAAGAAAAACAGGUCAAGCACCUGGAUUCAGUUACUCUGAUGGCAACAAAGCUAAAGGUAUCACAUGGAGCGGAGACACACUCUUUGAGUACUUGGAAAAUCCAAAAAAAUACAUUCCAGGAACAAAGAUGGUGUUUGCUGGUUUGAAAAAACCACAAGAACGUGCUGAUCUUAUUGCUUACAUUAUUUCAGCCAGCAAGUAAAUUAUAAAUCUUAAUCAGAGUACACAGUCAUCAAGUACAUCAAUGACUAAAAAAAAAAAAUAAAUCUUGGAUUUUUUUUUCUUUUUUUUUUUUAAUUUCUUUCUUCAUAUUUAUAAAAUAGUACAAUUAUCAUUGUAAAUUUGAAGAGAAAAAUUGAAAAUUCAAAUAAACCAAGAUCGUUCUACAAAUAUCAUGAAAAUAAAUUUAAAAGAAAAAAGAUCUCGUAAUCAUGAGCAAUUGCUUAUUGAAAAAAAAAGAAGAAAAAAAAAAAAAUAGUAAAAAUUGUUAUUAAAAAAUAAGUAGGAAAAAUAAA
Aphidius gifuensis is the source of this 1070-nucleotide messenger RNA. RefSeq names its product cytochrome c (gene CytC). Gene Ontology annotation, cellular component: mitochondrial intermembrane space. Gene Ontology annotation, molecular function: electron transfer activity; heme binding. The record is from RefSeq and is a predicted model, not a curated record. Gene Ontology annotation, biological process: mitochondrial electron transport, cytochrome c to oxygen; mitochondrial electron transport, ubiquinol to cytochrome c. Lineage: Eukaryota; Metazoa; Arthropoda; Insecta; Hymenoptera; Braconidae. The transcript has 4 exons. Bases 431 to 757 code for a protein of 108 amino acids.